AUGAUUGAGAUUGGAGAGGUACCGCCAUCAGAUCAUGACUCCCGUCUGAUAUCGCUCCUUCCUCACUCAUUGCGUUGCAAGAUCAAGCCAAGGCUGCUUGCUGUAAGGCAUCAGACCGGGCACUUUGACGACUCGGGUCCGUCGUCCAAAGCCAGACUCGCUGCAUGCCAUAUCACGGGACAACUUGAACUAGAGUCUGGCACUCGGUACGAGACAUCAUGCGCUGCCGACGAGGCAUGUUCAAACAUUUUCCUCCACAGUCACAAGAACCUCGAUGCGGUUCUAAUAAGGCAAGGAAUGCCAUGGAUUAUGAUGGUCAGUGAGCGCCGAAUUCCCCAGUGGUCGACGGUAGCAAGUUAA
Molecule: messenger RNA, 360 nt
Organism: Neurospora tetrasperma FGSC 2508
Lineage: Eukaryota; Fungi; Ascomycota; Sordariomycetes; Sordariales; Sordariaceae
Exons: 4
Coding region: 1-360 (119 amino acids)
Source: RefSeq, a predicted model, not a curated record